AUGAAGAAGAAGAAUGUCUUGGCUAGCAUGGUCUCCCCGGAGAAUCACGACUACACGUCAGUCUGGUGGCCCGAGGAUCGCAUCAAAGCCUCCCUCGACACGAAAUAUGUGCUCAGUCGUCUCCAGCCGGACAACGUCCCGCGCUUAUUCGAUCUGCCGCGGUGGGGGGAGGGUUUGACCAGUGAAACCUAUAUGGAAUGGAUCCUUCUCAAAGCGGGCCGUCUGUUCCUCAUCCUCGAUGCGAUUGGUAUCCCGGAUCGCAUCUUCGCUCUUGUCGAUGAGUCCUGCGACGAUGACGAUCUCCCCAUCGCAGAACAGAAUGUUCAUCGCCUGGGUCUCUCGGCGACGGGCCAUGACGCCGCUCUCGAGACGAGUUUCUUCCACACUCAGUGGCGGUAUCUCGUGCGUGGCAUCGGACAAGGCGAGCAUGUCGUCUUCACUCAGAAUGAAGGUGUGCCCGUGGAAGUGACGCCUAGGGGCCCCAACGCCAGCAUCCAAGGCCGCGAAGACACGGUCGAUAAGGUGGUUCUCGCCGGGGCCGUAUGUCGCGUGUACAUGCGCACGCAGGUUCAAGUGGGCGGCGCACCGCACUUCUUCUCCGGCGCUGAAGUGUUGCAGGAGGUUCGGCAACUACGUCAGUUGGCGCAUCCUCAUCUUCUCUCGAUCCAUGCCUCUUACUUUGUAGACGAUACGGUCUGCGUCUUAUUCACCGGGGCAGAGGCCGAGCGCACCCUGCACAGUUUCAUCACCGAUGAGCCGGCGAGUUUUUCAAAACACCAAUCCAAGGAGUUCCGUCGACAAACGUUGAUCACUUGGCCCCAUUGUCUUGCCUCCGCACUCGCGUGGCUUCAUGCUCAAGGUCAUGCGCAUACGGCCCUUCGACCGUCCAAUGUACUCGUGGACUCGAACUUCAAUAUCUGUCUAGGUCAGUUCCAGGCGCUGGAUUCGCUGCUCACGCCGCCCCGAGUCAACGAUCUGGAAGCAUACCAGUACUCUGCGCCGGAACGUUGGGCCCGUACAGUGGCAGCAUCCGCAGCAGCAAUGCCCGCAAUUCAACCCAGCACUCCAAGCAAUACCCUCCUACCAUCAGGAGGCCGCACGGGACGCAGGGUCAAGCCCUCCCAAUCGGUACUCUCAACGCUCAAUGAGUCUUGCUCAUCGUCACCCGACAGUGCUCGCCCCGGUUCAGCGGCCUCCAAGGGGACCGUCAUUCGCAUCGGAAUGCCCGGUUCAUCUUCAAGAUUCUCUGUCGGCUUCUCGUCAUCAUCAUCAUCGUCAUCAUCAUCAUCAUCAUCCUCCUCCUCGUCCUCGUCCUCGUCCUCGAUGUGUGCAGCAUCUUCGACAGGUCCCAACGCGGACACUUCCCGGUCUGUGACCCAAAAACCGUCGUCCCGGAGUGCACUCUGGAGCAGAUCCAAGACCCUUCUAUCUCCAGCCUCCAUCUCAUCAUCCAACUCCUCCACAUCCACAAGCUCAUCAACCGCGUCCGUGCUCUCCCUCUCUUCCGCUCUCCCUCUUCCGUCUUCCCCUUCAACAAGACCAGGAUCUUCACCCACAACCACGUCAUCCACCAUCUCUCCACCAUGGCCAUCUCCCCAGCCCACCAAGUCCUCAACUCCACCCCCAACGCAGAAAGACCUCCAAUCCCACCCUCAAUUCCAAUCCGACAUCUUCUCCCUCGCCGCAAUCACCCUCGACAUCCUCACCCAUCUCUGCAAGCGCAGCCUCUCAUCAUUCACAUCCCAUCGCUCUGCCCGGAACCGCUCCGCCGGCCGCGGCGGCGGCAUGGCAGACGCAUCCUUCCACCUACCCCGCAACGCAGUCCAGGUUCAGAGCUGGAUCGCUCUCCUCGAGGGCGACGCACUCAAACGGUGUCGACGCGAUCGCACAAGCGAUCAAGCAUAUCAUGCCGUGCCACGCAUGCUGAUCGUGGUACGGGCCAUGCUAGCUGCAGAACCCGAGAAGAGACCUUCUGCACGAAAGGUCAAGAGGAGUUUUGCUUCGGUGAUCCGAGAAGCAUCAGCUCACAAGGGGACGAACGGUCUUACGUUGCACUGUAUCGAGACAGGCAAAGAGAACGAUGGAGAUAAGAAGCAGAAAGUCAACAGAAAGAAGAAGAAGAAGACGGAAGAACCCAUAGAUACGGAUGCACAGAACAACCCACCAAGGAGAAGAUUCGACGAAGAAGACACCGAGCCAUCAUCUGGAUACCCUUCCCAAUAUGACGACACCUGCGAACCCGAUAUCACACGAGCUCCGAUAGAGACGCACAGGAACGACAAGUCGAUCCCAGACUCCUCGUCUGUCUCAACGGGCUUCGAUUUCGGUCUCUCGGGGGAAAGCAGCGACAGCGAGACGAGCCAGAGUCCCACGUCCAGAAAGUAUCCAGAAGAUGAAGACGAAGAUGAGCAAGUCGACCCGUCUUUGUUGGACCUUGAUUGGUUUGGCUCACGUUGA
This is a messenger RNA of Penicillium diatomitis, 2457 nucleotides long. Its product is annotated as protein kinase domain-containing protein. Gene Ontology annotation, cellular component: nucleus. The coding region runs from base 1 to 2457 and encodes 818 amino acids. Lineage: Eukaryota; Fungi; Ascomycota; Eurotiomycetes; Eurotiales; Aspergillaceae. Gene Ontology annotation, biological process: mitotic DNA damage checkpoint signaling; protein phosphorylation. The transcript has a single exon. The record is from RefSeq and is a predicted model, not a curated record. Gene Ontology annotation, molecular function: ATP binding; protein serine/threonine kinase activity.